This is a messenger RNA of Linum trigynum, 4332 nucleotides long. The record is from the annotation of a GenBank genome assembly. NCBI's taxonomy places the organism in Eukaryota, Viridiplantae, Streptophyta, Magnoliopsida, Malpighiales, Linaceae.
CGUAGAGUCAGAUCAUAACCCUUUACUUCUUAUAUGGGGUUUGGAGGAAAGGGUAAGACGACCAUGGUGUUUUGAGAAUAUGUGACUCCUUGAUGAUGAUUUUUUAGCUAAAGUCGUGGGGUGGUGGAAUCUGCCGGUUGUAGGGUUUGGUCCUUUCUUCUUGGCAAGACAAAGGUUGAGAAACACCAAGUCUAUGAUCAAAGCAUGGAAUAUUGAGCAUUUUGGGAGGUUGGAGUCCAAAAUUUCCGGGCUGCUGACAAGAAUAAAGGAAAUUAACAAGGCUGAUGAGAGGGGUCAUGCUAUGGAUUCUGACCUAAUCGAACGAGGUCUGAUGAAAUGUGAACUUGAAAAGGUACUUCUGAUGGAAGAAAUAUCAUGGAGGCAAAAGUCGAGAGAAUUUUGGUUGAAAGUUGGAGACAAAAAUACUGUCUUCUUUCACCGAGUGGCCAUGGCUAAUCAUAGAAGAAACAAGAUACAAAUUUAAAGAUGAAUGGCUCGAUCAUUUCUGAGAAAGUUGAGUUGCAGGCUGCAGGCUGCGUUCAUUGAUCAUUAUAAAGAAAGAUUCAGAGAAACUGCAGAUGUAAGACUGCUCCCGUUGGAUUACAGAAGUGGGGUGAUUGAUUUAGAAGAGAAUUACAGGACAAGCUCUCCCUUCAUUGAAGCAGAAUUAUGGAUGACGAUAAAGAGCUGCAGAGGUGAUCGAGCUCCAAGGCCGGAUGGCUUCACCCUUGAGUUCUUCAAAAAAAUUUGGAAUAUCGUGAGAAGGGAUUUACUGAAGGCUUGUGAUGAGUUCUACAUUUCUGGUUUUGUGCCGGACUGCAUUGCCCGUACUUUCCUUCCAUUGGUUCCUAAGAGGGAGGCUGUAGAAUUUGUUAACGAUUAUCGGCCAAUUAGUCUGAUUGGCAGCAUUAACAAAAUUGUCUCGAAGAUGUUAAUUGCUCGACUUCAACCACUAAUGGAUAAGGUUGUUUCUUUUCAUCAAUUUGAUGGCGUGAGGGGCCGACAAAUUCAUGAAGCAAACUUAAUCGCAAAUGAAUUGGUCGAUAGUAGAAGGAAGAGUGGGAAUUCUGGAAUUUUGCUAAAAUUAGAUAUUGAUAAAGCCUUCGAUUCGGCAAGUUGGAGCUGCCUCUUUAGUAUUGUUAAAUCCAUGGGUUUCAACUCGAAGUGGGUGAAGUGGAUCAAAGGUAUUGUCUCAGCCUCUAAAGUUUCAGUGCUGGUCAAUGGGGAGGCAUCAGGAUACUUUGGGAUGUCUAGGAGCUUCAAGCAAGGAGACCCUUUAUCGCCUUUCUUCUUCAACUUGGUAAUGAAUGUGUUAUCUUUUAUGCUUCAGAAGAUCGCAGCUGCCGGUUACUUAUCUGGAUUUUGUAUGAAUGAGAAGCAAAGAUUAGGGGAAGUCACACAUCUCUUUUAUGCAGAUGAUCCACUACUUUUUUGUGAUGCAGAAGAAGAUCAGAUGAUCAAUGUGUUGGUUGCACUCAUUUGGUUUCAGAGCGUUACUGGGUUAAAAAUAAACUUAGACAAAUCAAAGCUCAUGUGGGUAAUGUUGAUAAUGUGGAAAGACUUGCUAAUAUUCUUGGCUGUAAAUGGGAUGUCCUCCCCACAAUCUACCUUGGUCUCCCACUGGGCGCCUCUCCUACAUUUGCAAGUUUGUGGAAUCGAGUCAUUAAUAAGGUGCAAAUCAGAUUAGAAGGGUGGAAAGGAAGGCUGUUAUCUCUUGGGGAAAGAAUUGUUUUGUGCAUUGCAACUCUAGCUAGCCAACCAAUCUAUGUUGGGUCGUUGUUUAAGGCACCUAAGACCGUAAUUCAGAAGCUGGAAAAAUUGCAGCGUACAUUUAUUUGGGUAGAGUACCAAGAGAAGCGCAGGCUUCAUCUUGUCGCGUGGGAACAAUGCAAACUAACAAGAAAACUUGGAGUGUUGGGAAUCCCAGAUUUUGAAGUGCAAAACACAACUUUAUUGUCUAAAUGGUGGUGGAAAUACAUGACAGAAAAGGAUUGUCGAUGGAGAAGUCUGAUAGAGAUUAAGUACACUAAUGAGACGUCUCAAUGGAUGACAUCGGAGCCUCGUAAUCCUAUCGGCUACAGUGUUUGGUCACAUAUUUUUAAACAGAAGAACUUGUUCUGGAAGUUCGCGUGAAUCAUCCCGGGAAGUGGUGACUCUACUUCUUGUUGGUAUGAUCCGUGGCUUCUUGAGAAGGCUCUUGCGUUCGAAUACCCGAGAGUGAUGUUGUUACCUAUGAUCCUUCCCCGCUAGCAUUAUCUUUGACUAUGUUGUUACCUUGAGUGAUAAUCUUACAUGGGAAAUACCUCUUCGCUUUUCUUUGAGAGGUGGGGAUGAAAGAGAACGUGAGAGACUUUUGUUUCUUCUUAAUAGUGUUUGUUUAUCUGUUUUUGAGCUAGGUUCAGAAGCAAUUUCAUGGCUCCCUUGUCCCUCAACAUGGUUCAGUGUUCAUUCCAUGUAUAAAGAACUUUUGAAGAGUAGGUAAGAUGAUGGCCCGGAGUUUCCACAUCGUAUGAUCUGGCAACAUCAUAUUCCCCUCAAGGUCUGUGCAUUUAUUUGGAUUGCUUUCCAGAAGAAAAUUCUGACCCAUGAUGCCCUGAAAAGGAAGGGUUGGGCAUAUCCAAGCAGAUGUGUUCUUUGUUGUAGUAGAGAAGAGGAUCCAAAUCACAUUUUCCUUACUUGCACUUUUGUUAAUGUUGUGUGGAGACUGAUCCGACGCUAUGUGCACAUUGUUACCUUCCACUCGGAUAUCUUAAUCCUCAUCAGGGAAUGGCAGGAUUUCAAUCCAAAUGAUGUUAAAGGAUGGUGCUCGAAGACCCUGGUGCAUGCUCUGUUCUGGACGGUUUGGAAAGAGAGAAAUAGAAGGACCUUUGAUGAGAUUACCUCCAGUCCACAGGUUGUUGCUCUGAGAAUCGGUUACUUGAUCUCAAAGUGGCUAAUGAUUGCAGAGAAGGCGGAUAGAAGAAUAGUUGAAGAAAUGUGAAGUUGUUUAGGGUUUUCAAGUUAUAGAUGCAUAAGUAAAGUUAUUGUAUAAGAAGGUAAAUCUUGAGUAUUAUCAUCCAUACUAAGGCUAAAACAUAUCAUGCAUCAAUGACUCAUCUAUAGCAUCACUUUAUCCCUUCUAUUAAGGCCAUUCUCUACCUGUGUGUUGGCCUCUUGCAAUAGAGAUUUAACUAGUUAAUGUGUGCUUUUGUUUCAUGUCAUUACGUAAUUAAUGAAGAACAAGAAAUUAGGAUAUUAUAUUAUUAUGUAUGGUCUUCUUGAGUCAUAAUCGAUGGUUUAUAGCAUCAAUGAUCUAACAAUCAAGCAUUGAUACUACUCGGGGUAUAGAUAGUUGAACAUUUUUUCUAUACUCAUGUAGCAUCAAUGGGGUAUCACUAGAGGGUAAUUUAUUAACAACCUAGAAGAUACUAAGCACAAUUCAUAAAGUAGUAUACUAUAGAGUCAUAGGCAUCGAUGAUAAGAAGUAUUGAACUAAAUGAGCGUAAAUUUCAUACAUAAGAAUCAAAACAUAAAGCAUCCAUGUAUACAUAUAAGGCAUAAAAAAUCACAAGCAUCAACAUAAGCCGAAUAUAAACCAUAGCAUCAAUAUAUACAAAGAUAAAGGAGUUCAAAUUCUUAUACGGUCAAUUUCAAACUACCUAAACAAAGAAGAGAAUGAGGGUAGCACCAUCGAUGAUGAAAGCAUAUCUCUAGCUGCAUCCAUGCUAAGCUGAGUGAGUGUUUACAGAAGAUUAGUGAAUUUGUGUAUCCUAAUGAACAAAUGAGUCUAGACCUCUAACAGUAGAAAUCGAUUAAAACCCUCCUAUUUGGGGGCCGAAGCAUAACCUAAAAGUCUUCUAUUUGGGCUUAGGCCUCUUGGUGGCGACUAGUUGGCGGUUAGAACCAUUGUUGUUUUUCCUCCAUGGGCUGACCUCCGUGUCCCAUGGAAAACCUCUCCUAACGAUUUGGUCGCGAUCUGUAUGGGUCUCCAUGAGUGGCGGUUGGACCCGAUGUUGGGCUGUCGCUGGUUUUUGCUUAUGCUUGGCUUGAGUAUCCCUCUAUUGGACUUCUCUUGGGCUCUACUUGUGGUUACUAAUGGAAUUCUCCAUCAUUGGACCUCAUCUUUUAUCAUGGGUAGGUUGGUGGGUCAAUCUGUGCACCCCUACUAGCAACACCAAACUUAUAGCCACCAUAGGUGUAUUAACACCACUAUAGAAAUAUGAUGUUUGUGAUCUUGGGUUCCCAAUACUCACUCCUGUGGGAAGCAAAUGAAUAUGUGAUUCGAUUGGAGAAAAAUCAAAUUGAGAAGGGAAGCAAGACAUGAGAAGGAAAGAAUAAACAGGAGGAUGGAAA